AUCACCGCCGCCGCCCCAGCCCACGCCGCCAUUGUCUGCGCAUCUCCACCUUGAAUCGUGCACAAUUCCUUUGAUUCCGGCUGUAUUUUCUGGUCCUCUGUGUGUUCCGGAGUAUUGGUCGUCGCCAGGUGUAGCCUUUCGCCAUCUUUACGCCCUCAUAAUUCGACCUCUUCAAGAUGGGCAUCUGGGACUCCCUAACAGGGCGGAAGUCCAAGGAAACGGCUACACAAUCGCCCCAAAAUUCCGACUUUGUAAAAGAAGACACCUUCCAACCCACGCCUUUCGACCCCAACACGGCCAUUCAGAACCCCUCAGAAUUUCUUCUCGAUCCCUCGCAACUGCACCCGCUCGCUGGCCUUAACCAAGGCACACUCGACUAUCUAUCACUAGAAGACUCAGUCCUAUCAGAUCUACCCGGCGCACAAUCAGCCCUCCCAUCUCGCGGCUGGUCAGACGACUUAUGUUAUGGCACCGGAGUAUCGUAUCUAUCUGCCCUAACAAUUGGGGGAGCAUGGGGACUAGCUGAGGGGCUACAAAAGAACCCGCCGAGUAUGCCGCCACGGUUGCGAAUCAACGGUGUACUCAAUGCGGUAACCCGGAGAGGGCCUUUCUUGGGCAACAGCGCGGGCGUGAUUGCCAUGGUUUACAAUGGAAUAAACAGCACCAUUGGUCACUACCGGGGGAAGCAUGAGACAAGUAACAGUAUAGUGGCGGGCGCGCUGAGUGGCGCCCUCUUCAAGAGCACACGGGGGACAAGACAAAUGGCCAUUAGCUCGGGCAUAUGCGCGACUGUGGCAGGAGGCUGGGCUAUAACACGAAAGGUCUUCUUCGAGCCCGACCAAAGAGCAAUCGAUUAGAUAACCUUGCUGCACUUUACGCGACGGAAACGCUCUCGUCAUCGUCAUCGUCCGGGCACAUUUCCGGACAGGCGCGGCCACGUUACUUCUCUUCCAUGUUCAACAUUACUUGCAUCUACACGGUCCAUCUUAGCGAAUAUUCCUCACCACUCCACGGGUCUCGUGCCCACUGUACAAUAGCUGGCGUUCAUUUGGAAGAAAGACCUGAUGAGGGUUUAGAAAAAGGGCAUGGUGCUGGGAUCUGCGCGUCUUUGAGCGGGCUAGCUGUGUAUUAUGUACGUAUGUAAGACGAACUGAUGGAAUCAAAUUAAUGAACAUUUGAUCGAAUA
Messenger RNA from Pyrenophora tritici-repentis Pt-1C-BFP, 1186 nucleotides. Its product is annotated as TIM22, Mitochondrial import inner membrane translocase, subunit TIM22. Gene Ontology annotation, molecular function: transmembrane protein transporter activity. Gene Ontology annotation, cellular component: mitochondrial inner membrane; TIM23 mitochondrial import inner membrane translocase complex. The record is from RefSeq and is a predicted model, not a curated record. Gene Ontology annotation, biological process: protein import into mitochondrial matrix. Lineage: Eukaryota; Fungi; Ascomycota; Dothideomycetes; Pleosporales; Pleosporaceae.